AUGAAAGUGUAUACGGAUCAGCAAGCAUCCACCUCACAAGCCACCGUCGACACCUCGAAAGGCCAUCACCGACGAACCUCCUCAUUAUGGGUACCCCCGUCGAGGCCUAUAUUCUCGAGCCCAACGCAAGUAAUUCGCGAGAAGGCCGAGACGGGUGGACGAAUUCUGAAGCGACAUCGGUGGACACGAUGGUUAUUCGGCAACGAUCCUGUAUUGCCAGCUUAUCGUGUUGUUACUCCGAACAACCAAGCUGAACCGCCACCAAGGUACGAACAUCCUAAUCGACGACAUGCAGACAAUAGAAUCAGUACUACAAAAUACAGCUUAUUGACGUUCUUACCUAAAAAUUUAUUAGAGCAGGUACAUUUCUUUUUUGCAAUAUGUUACAUCGAGCAGCCUAAUUUGUAUUUUAUAUUUAUUGUCGUUUUAAAUAUGAUAAUUGGAGCGUUUGGGAAGUACAUAUCAUUGAUGCCAAUCUCUUUCGUUCUCGGAGUCACAGCUAUAAAAGACGCUUUCGAGGAUUAUCGCCGAUACAAAUCUGAUCAAAAAGUCAACCACUCCACAUGUCGUGUUUGGGAUUCGAGCCAGGGAAGGUAUCGUAAAUUAGAAUGGAAACAUAUUCUCGUCGGAGAUUUUGUGCAUCUGUCACACGAUGAGAUCAUUCCUGCUGAUAUGCUAUUGUUGAGAAGCAGUGACGCUAAUGGUGAACCCUUUUUCAUUGCAUUCCAUUUCUUUUGUAGAGCUUAG
This is a messenger RNA of Cooperia oncophora, 747 nucleotides long. The record is from the annotation of a GenBank genome assembly. Lineage: Eukaryota; Metazoa; Nematoda; Chromadorea; Rhabditida; Trichostrongylidae.